This is a messenger RNA of Oldenlandia corymbosa var. corymbosa, 1176 nucleotides long. The record is from the annotation of a GenBank genome assembly. Lineage: Eukaryota; Viridiplantae; Streptophyta; Magnoliopsida; Gentianales; Rubiaceae.
AUGUCAACUGCUGGAGAGCCCCAUAGAGUUCAGUCAAUAGCUGGAAAAUGUGUGUCAGUAGUACCUCCACAAUAUGUACAACCGCCAGAAACCCGUCCCACAAAUCUUUCAACCACCACAGGUGAGGUGCCAUCUCUGCCAUCAAUUGAUCUGGGGGAUGAGUGCAUUGCCCGCCUCAGGGAACAGAUAGGAAGAGCCUGCCUAGACUGGGGAGCAUUUCAUGUUGUGAAUCAUCGUGUCCCAAUUGACUUGCUCGAUGAAAUGAGGCACAUGGGUAAAUCAUUCUUUGAGGACUGCAAUAUGGAUCAGAAACUUCAAUAUUCUUGUGAUCCUAAUUUGCCCGCGUCAGAGGGUUAUGGGAGCCGAAUGCUGGUGGCCUCUAACGACACCAUUUUAGACUGGAGAGACUAUUAUGAUCAUCAUACAUUGCCAUUGUCGAGACGUAAUCCUGCUAAAUGGCCUCAUUUCCAGUCAAAUUACAGGCAAGUAGUUGCUCAAUACAGUGAUUGCAUGGAAGUCCUUGCAAAAAGAUUACUGGGUUUGAUCUCGGAAAGUCUUGGUUUGCCAUCCGCUAGCAUUGAAGAGGCCGUUGGAGAAUUCUAUCAGAAUAUUACUGUGAGUUAUUAUCCUCCUUGCCCACAGCCAGACCUUACACUUGGGCUACAAUCCCAUUCAGAUUUCGGUGCCAUCACUCUUCUCAUUCAAGAUGAUGUGGGUGGUCUUCAAAUUAUCAAGGAUGGAGAAUGGCUGACAGUACAUCCUGUGCCUGAUGCAAUUCUGGUUCUCAUAUCUGACCAAACUGAGAUCAUAACCAAUGGAAAGUACAGAAGUUGUGUGCAUCGGGCCAUCACGAACGCGGAAAGGGCAAGACUAUCAGUUGCCACAUUCCAUGAUCCUGCAAAGACUAGGAAGAUAUUCCCAGUUUUCAAGCCGCCUGUAUACCGGGAGGUGAUGUAUGGUGAUUAUGUUUCUUCAUGGUUCUUUUUCUCCCCCAUCAAAGGUGGUGGACUUAUACCAGAAGCCGACUCCUCCAUUGAGGAUGUUCGUAAGUCUGCAAAGAUGAGCAUUCACAUUUAUUUACUUGACUUUGUUCUAUCUGUGAAAGAAUUGAAUGGAUUGUCAACCGUAUUAAAAACUACGAUUGAUUUGAAAAUGAAGAUGGCCUAUCACAAAUGA